Brassica oleracea var. oleracea is the source of this 849-nucleotide messenger RNA. RefSeq lists its product as uncharacterized. The record is from RefSeq and is a predicted model, not a curated record. The coding region runs from base 1 to 849 and encodes 282 amino acids. NCBI's taxonomy places the organism in Eukaryota, Viridiplantae, Streptophyta, Magnoliopsida, Brassicales, Brassicaceae. The transcript has 4 exons.
AUGGACACUAGGAAGAUUGAUGACCUCGCCGCUAAGGGCGAUCUGCUGCUCAGGAACAAUCAGAAUCAGAUCUAUGUCAUGGAAGAAACCAAUCUGGAACCAGGUACUACAGAGGGUGCAGCAGUAACCGAGACAUCGGAAGAAGAUCAGCAAGAGAAUCAGAAUCAUAAUGGAAAGAUGUUCAUCCUCAGCCAAGCACAGAAUCAGUUCCAGAACAGGCAGAACAAUCCGCAAGCUACUCCAGCAACUGCGAGCGGUCCGCCAGAUGAACUGAAGGGAAUGAUGCAACAACUUUUGCAAGAUCGGCCUGUUCCUGCUCGCGUCUACACUCCAAAAGUUCCCUACCCAGUCCCUGCUAAGAAGUCACGUAAGGAUUUCGAAGAGAUGAAGUGCAAGAAGAUGCUAGAGGAGUUGAAUGUCAAGCUAUCUCUCAUGGACGCAAUUCAGAUGAUUCCCUCAAUGCGCAGUCUUGUGAAAGGGUUGAUCUCUGGGAAGCCCUCUGCAGACAGCGAUAUCAUGAUGGUCUCAAAAGAAUGCAGCGCAGUCCUUCAAAACAGAACAGUCAGGAAACUGGAAGAUCCUGGAAAAUUUGUCCUUUCGGUUCAGAUUGGAAAAAACAUUGCAAAACGUAUGGGACUAACCAACUUCAAGCCUACUAGGAUUUCGUUGGUUUUCGCGGACAGAUCAGUCAAGCUGCCAGUAGGUGUUCUCGAAGACCUGCAAGUGCAAAUUGGCAACACCACUGUUCCGGCAGACUUCGUGGUCCUGGAACUCGAAGAUGAACCGAAAGACCCUCUCAUUCUGGGCCGACCGUUCUUAUGCACAGCUGGUGCAAUCAUUGAUGUGUAA